Cavenderia fasciculata is the source of this 1311-nucleotide messenger RNA. It is a transcript of the gene cstf2, whose product is annotated as RNA-binding region RNP-1 domain-containing protein. Gene Ontology annotation, cellular component: mRNA cleavage and polyadenylation specificity factor complex. The record is from RefSeq and is a predicted model, not a curated record. The transcript has 2 exons. Bases 1 to 1311 code for a protein of 436 amino acids. Gene Ontology annotation, molecular function: mRNA binding. Lineage: Eukaryota; Evosea; Eumycetozoa; Acytosteliales; Cavenderiaceae.
AUGAAUAAUAAUAAUGCGAAACCUAAUCCAUCAAGAAGUGUUUUUGUUGGUAAUAUACCAUACGCAGCAUCAGAGAGUGAUUUAGUUAAUUUGUUUUCAGAGGUUGGUAGAGUGGUAUCGUUUAGAUUGGUCGAAGACAGAGACAAGAAGAAACCAAGAGGCUAUGGGUUCUGCGAAUACAUGGAUCAAGAGACUGCACUCAAUGCAAUCAGACUACUAAAUAAUCGAGAAUUCAACAAACGUCAACUUAGAGUAUCAUAUGCGGACAAUGACAAGGCAAACGAAUUGGCUUCUGCAAUGGGUAUCGGAUUGGUGUCUCCUGGUAUGGAAGGUAGUGGUGGUGGUGGUGGUGGAAUAGAUCCUCGAACAGGUGGAGGUGGUGUCAUCCCAAUGCAACCUGGUGGUGGUAUGGGUAAUUUCGAUCAACCUCCUCAACAACAACCUCAACAACAAAAAGAUGGAUUCCAACAACUACUAGAAAAUAGCAACUCUCCACAAUUGUUUGAAGCAAUGUCUAAAAUGAAACAACUUGUUCAACAAAGUCCAGAUAAUGCACGACAGGUUCUACUGAGUAAUCCUCAGUUGGCGUUGGCUCUUUUACACGCCCAAGUCGUAUUGGGAAUGGUCAAUCAACAGACCGCACAAAACUUGAUAAACAUGAAUCCAAAGAACCAAGGUCCUCAAGGUCCUCAAGGUCAAGGUCCUCAGGGACAAGGACCAAUGUUUAAUCAACAACAACAACAACAACAGAUGGGUGGUGGACCAAAUCGCGGCGGACCUCCACAAAUGGGUGGACCAAACAUUCCAAAUCAAAUGGGUGGUGGUCCAAAUCAAAUGGGACCAAAUCAAAUGGGCGGUGGUCCACAGAUGGGAAUGGCGGGUGUUGGAGGACCAAAUCAAAUGGGAGGCGGUCCGAAUCAGAUGGGCGGUCCAAUGGGCAACAGAGGGGGACCCCCAAACAUUCCAAAUCAAAUGGGUGGUGGUCCGAAUCAAAUGGGCGGACCAAAUCAAAUGGGUGGUGGUCCUAUGGGCAACAAUGGUCCAAUGGGCAACAACGGACCAAUGGGAAACAACGGACCAAUGGGCAACAAUGGUCCAAUAAUGGGCAACCAAAUGAACCCAAUGCAAGGAAUGCAAGGAGGCAACCCGAUGAAUCCAAUGCAAGGUAUGCAAGGAGGCAAUCCAAUGAACCCUAUGCAAGGUAUGCAAGGUAACCCAAUGAAUCAAAUGGGCAACCAAAUGAAUCCAAUGCAAGGAAUGCCAGGCAACCAAAUGAACCAAAUGCAAAAAUCACAACACAACAACAAAUGA